Molecule: messenger RNA, 1477 nt
Organism: Penaeus indicus
Lineage: Eukaryota; Metazoa; Arthropoda; Malacostraca; Decapoda; Penaeidae
Exons: 6
Coding region: 34-1281 (415 amino acids)
Source: RefSeq, a predicted model, not a curated record
UGUAGGACACCAGCCUCCUCCUCUGCUGUCGCCAUGGCCUCGGCCGAGGCAAAAAGGAUUUCGUUCCUCUUGCUCUUGCUGCACAUCUUCCCUGCGACCCCUUUCGAAAUUCAGAAAGACUGCAUCGUUUCUUCUGAAAUAACAGAGAGCGAUAUCCUGUUCGACACCCUGGAAUUCCUGGCCCUCAUACCCGACGAACUGACACGGAUUCGAGCUCGCAUUUCUUGCGCCGAUGAAAAGUACCAUUACAUCGAGUGGAAUUCUCAAACGAUCAAGGCGACGACGACGAGCACUUACGGCCCUUACGACGCUCCCGACAACAGCAGCGGCUGGAUGAGGUUCACGCUUGGCUAUGUGGGAAAUCUGACGCUCCUCGACGGCAGACGUCAGCCCUGGCUUCCAGACAACAUUACCCUCGAGUGUCCCGUGUACAAAGUGGAGCUUUCGGGAAGCCGUUUCGCUCGGAUGUGUCCCACAAACACGCCCGUGUGGAAGGUGGAAGGCAAGGACGGUGUCAAUAUUCCUCUGCAAGUGGACGACGAAACACCAGAGAAUCUUACGUUGUUCUCCACGACCACUUUCCGAGCCGUCUUCAGUGUUGACGAUUCAGAAUUCCACUUGGGGAUGAGUGGAGAGAGUUUGAUGACAGGGAGACACCACGGUCCUCUGCUUGGGGGCAUCAGCCAUCGCCUUGUCUUGAAAGCGUACAAGGAAAAUGGCAGUACGAUGUUCCAGGUAUUCAGUGCUGGUCUUCCCAUACACACGGAGAGUCUCAAAGAAGUCCCAAAGAGAAUGCGUGUUCAGAGUCAGGACGGCCGCAGAUUUGUUCUGGUACAGACAUGGCACACUGGAAAGGCAGGAGAACCUCAUUCUGACGAUGAGAAACAAUGCAACGAAAAUUCUCUAGCCCUCAUGCUGCUGCUUUCGAGUGUGAUCGCCGGACUGGUACUUCUGGUGCUGGCACUCACGGCGGCACUCCUGCGUCAAUCCCGCAAUUCGUGCUGCUGUCCAAAGGAUGCCGGGGAAGCCCAGCCACAAGUCUAUUCGCCCAAGCAGGAGGUGCGCCGCAUCAGCCCUCAGUACCUGGAGCCCGUCGUCUUGCGCCCUCCGCAGCCUCUGCCGCCGGUCACUCUCCUUCCCCCUCGUGCGUCCAGGAUCCACGCCAGCCUGACGGACCACCUGUACGAGGAGCUGGAGGAGACGGCAACACACAACGUCAGACGGUCGGAGUCGGAGCUGGGGUCGUCCUCGAGUGGCAGGUCGUUCUCCUCGGACGACUGAUGUCAGUGUCGUUCUCAUUGCCGUCUUUCUUGAUUUUGGAAAUCAGCUGAUUAAGGAGUGGAAAUUCGCCGGUCAAGCUGCUUCACCUGUAGUUUCUCCCAGCAACUGCUUAAGAAAAGAUCAUCUUAUUUUCUAUACAUGUACUAUGAUAUGUUAUUUUAUUUUUUGCUUUUGUUAAUAUAUGUUAUAUUGUUAA